Molecule: messenger RNA, 3177 nt
Organism: Naumovozyma dairenensis CBS 421
Lineage: Eukaryota; Fungi; Ascomycota; Saccharomycetes; Saccharomycetales; Saccharomycetaceae
Gene: TGL4
Product: triacylglycerol lipase
Exons: 1
Coding region: 1-3177 (1058 amino acids)
Biological process (GO): lipid metabolic process
Molecular function (GO): triacylglycerol lipase activity
Source: RefSeq, a predicted model, not a curated record
AUGAAUCUAACUGCAUCAAGGGACACCAAUUUGACCCUUCAGAGGUACAUUUACCCCUUCACUCAACAUAUUAUAGAAACUUACUAUCAAGAACAGGAUCAAGAUCAAGACCAAGGGGCAAAAGAGAAUGAUGACACCCAACGACAGCAGCAUCAAGAACAACAACAACUACAAUUACAACUACAACAAUUGCCCCCAAAAAGAGAAUCAUUAGAUAACAGUGACACAGAGGUAGAAGUAGAAGUAGAAAUAGAAAAUGAAGAGCCAGAUUAUUAUAAAAACAUUGUCGUCAGUAACACAGAGAACUCAAAUGAAAAUAUGUACAACUUAUUAAUGGCACGAUGUAAAUCAUUUAUUUAUACCUUAUUCAAAGCAGAUUAUCAACGAUCAUUAUUAAUAGAUAAAACACUUUUAGAAAAGCAAACCGCUACAUCUUAUUCAGAUUGGAAAAAUACAUGCCUAAAAUUAGAUGAUUUAACUAACAAAAAUGAAUGGAAAGAAACUAAAGAAUCCACUUUGUAUGAUUUUAAAUUGAUUGAAAAUUUAACUACAGAUAUGAAAUUAAACCGUUUAUCUAAAAAUUACUCUCAAUUAUUAUACUUAAUUAGAAUAAAUUGGGUUAGAAAUAUUGGGAACAUUGGGAAUGUCAAUUUAUAUAGACAUUCUCACAUUGGUACGAAAUAUUUAAUUGAUGAAUAUUUAAAGGAAUCAAGAUUAUCAUUAGAAACUUUAUUAGAAUCAGAUUGUGAUUUGGAAGAUGAUUACCUUUUGGGAAUCUUACAACAAACUAGAAGAAAUAUCGGUAGAACUGCAUUGGUCCUAUCAGGUGGAGGUACUUUUGGUUUAUUCCAUAUUGGAGUCUUAACUACAUUAUUCGAAUUAGAUCUUUUACCAAGAGUCAUAAGUGGUAGUAGUGCAGGCGCUAUAGUGGCAAGUAUCCUUACCACUCAUCAUAAAGAGGAAAUCCCAGAUUUAUUAAAUCAUGUAGUGGAAAAUGAAUUCAAUAUUUUCCAAGAUGAUAAAAGGAAAAGUGAAAGUGAAAAUUUAUUAAUAAAAAUUUCAAGAUUUUUCAAAAAUGGGACAUGGUUUAAUAACCAGCACCUAAUAAAUACAAUGAUCGAUUUCCUUGGUGAUUUAACAUUUAGAGAAGCUUAUAAUAGAACGGGGAAAAUUCUAAAUAUUACAGUAUCUCCUGCAUCUUUAUUCGAACAACCAAGAUUAUUAAAUAGUUUAACAGCACCAAAUGUUCUAAUUUGGUCCGCUGUAUGUGCUUCAUGUUCAUUACCUGGUAUUUUCCCAUCAAGUCCUCUUUAUGAAAAGGAUUUGAAAACAGGUGAAAAAAAGGAAUGGUCAGGUAGUUCAUCAGUGAAAUUUGUGGAUGGUUCUGUAGAUAAUGAUUUACCCAUAUCAAGACUUUCAGAAAUGUUUAACGUAGAUCAUAUCAUUGCAUGUCAAGUUAACGUCCAUGUGGUACCAUUUUUGAAAUUAUCAGUAUCAUGUGUUGGUGGAGAAAUUGAAGAUGAAUUUAGUGCAAGAUUGAAACAAAAUUUAUCUAAAAUAUAUGGAUUCAUGUCAAAUGAAAUUAUUCACUUAUUAGAAAUGGGGAGUGAAAUUGGAUUAGCGAAAAAUCCAUUAACUAAAUUUAGAUCCGUUUUAUCUCAACAAUAUUCAGGUGAUAUAACUAUAUUACCAGAUUUGAAUUUCUUAUUAAGAAUUAAUGAAUUAUUAUCAAAUCCAACUAGACCAUUUUUAUUACGUGAAAUUACUAACGGUGCAAAGGCAACAUGGCCAAAAAUUUCCAUCAUUGAAAAUCAUUGUCUUCAAGAAUUUGCUUUAGAUAAAGCGAUCUCAUACUUAAAGGGAAGAAUUAUAGUAUCAUCAUCAAUUAAAAAUCCAUUACAAUUUGCAGAUAUCCCAGUUGGUUUAAUUAAAGCAAAUAUCAUCUCAAAAGAACGUAUGGUUCAAAAUGGUGUUAUUAUUAACGAUAAUGAUACUCCAACUACCAUCGACGCAUUAAAUCAAUUAGGAAAUGAAAAAAUAACAACAACCUUAAAUGAUACAAAUUCAAAUUCAAAUUCAACUUCAAAUUCAAAUCUGAAUGAUAAUUAUUCUAAUGUAUUAGAUGAUAACUUGAUUGAAUCAGAAUCUGCAAAAUCUUUAUCAUUACUAUCUGAUCAUAUACAAGGCAGUGGACACCACAAUCAUAAUAAAAGAAAUAACAAUAAGAACCACAACAAUAGUGAUGAUACUACUGAUGCUAAUGGUGAUGAUGUUGACGUCGAUAUCGAAGAUGUCCGAGAUAUCGAUGAUUAUAAUCGUGAAACAUCCACUGAAGAACAUUUUUUAAAUUCUUCACCCACAUAUCCAUUAUUUCAAAGAAGAUCAGGAUUAUCAUUAACUCAUAGACGUAGACAAUCAGAUACUGGAGUAAAUCAUAAUAAUAAUAAAAGACAUAAUCUUAAAUCAUUAUCAUUAUCAGCAGCAUCUCCAGGUUCUAUAUUUACAAACAGAUACACAAACAGAUAUAAUCCUGUCUUAAAAAAAGGUAAUACAGGUCACUUAUUUUUCCCUGGACAAGCAACUCAAGAUUCACCAAGAACACGUAACAUAACAAGUAGUAGUAGCAGUAGUUCACAUACUCGAAAAAAUCAGUUACCAUUAUUGUCACCAGCUGAAUCCGCAUCUAUCUCUGUAUCAAAGGCAAUGGAUGAUUAUCGUAUUGAAUCAGCACCGAUGGCAACAACAAAUGAAGUCACUACUCUAAUGCCCAACGUGAAAUUUAUUGAUCCAUUAAUAACUUCACCAAGCUACAAUAAAAGAAGAUAUCAAAAUAUGCCAUUGCAUAAUCAUCAUCAUUACGUGAAGAAAAAUGGGAAAUAUAAUCUGGUCAAACAUUCUUUCGAAAACAAUAACAACAACAUCACCAAUAAUAAUAAUAAUAAUAAUAAUAACAAAAGUAAUAGUAAAUUAUUGAAAGAGAAGUUAAAUAAUCAAGAUCCUGAUAACUCUAGACGGAAUAGUGCUGAUGGACGAUUAGACCAAACAUCAGGAGAAAGUAAUAAAAAUACGGUUAGACACUUUCAACCAGAACUAAGAAGGAACAAUAGUGAAUAUUCUAGUACGAGAAGAAGAUCAAUUACUUCCAGCGUAUCACCCGAUGAUUCCUCAUCAAGUUAA